Pongo pygmaeus (Bornean orangutan) is the source of this 8824-nucleotide messenger RNA. RefSeq names its product SPG7 matrix AAA peptidase subunit, paraplegin (gene SPG7). The record is from RefSeq and is a predicted model, not a curated record. Gene Ontology annotation, molecular function: ATP binding; ATP hydrolysis activity; ATP-dependent peptidase activity. Gene Ontology annotation, cellular component: membrane; m-AAA complex. The transcript has 10 exons. Gene Ontology annotation, biological process: mitochondrial protein processing. NCBI's taxonomy places the organism in Eukaryota, Metazoa, Chordata, Mammalia, Primates, Hominidae. The coding region runs from base 92 to 1624 and encodes 510 amino acids.
CGCGCAGGCGCCACGUCGGGCCCCGCCCACCCCGCCGCGCAGGCGCCCUGUAGCGGCCCGCAGAUCACGCAAGCGCGGCUUUCAGGCCAACAUGGCCGUGCUGCUGCUUCUCCGUGCCCUCCGCCGAGGUCCAGGCUCGGGUCCUCGGCGGCUGUGGGGCCCAGGCCCGGCCUGGAGUCCAGGGUUCCCCGCCAGGCCCGGGAGGGGGCGGCCGUACGUAGCCAGCAGGCCUCCGGGGGACCUCGCCGAGGCUGGAGGCCGAGCUCUGCAGAGCUUACAAUUGAGACUGCUAACCCCUACCUUUGAAGGGAUCAACGGAUUGUUGUUGAAACAACAUUUAGUUCAGAAUCCAAUCAGACUCUGGCAACUUUUAGGUGGUACUUUGUAUUUUAACACCUCAAGGAUGAAGCAGAAGAAUAAGGAGAAGGAUAAGUCGAAGCGGAAGGCGCCUGAAGAGGACGAAGAGGAGAGGAGACGCCGUGAGCGGGACGACCAGAUGUACCGAGAGCGGCUGCGCACCUUGCUGGUCAUUGCGGUUGUCAUGAGCCUCCUGAAUGCUCUCAGCACCAGCGGAGGCAGCAUUUCCUGGAACGACUUUGUCCACGAGAUGCUGGCCAAGGGCGAAGUGCAGCGCGUCCAGGUGGUGCCUGAGAGCGACAUGGUGGAAGUCUACCUGCACCCUGGAGCCGUGGUGUUUGGGCGGCCUCGACUAGCCUUGAUGUACCGAAUGCAGGUUGCAAAUAUUGACAAGUUUGAAGAGAAGCUUCGAGCAGCUGAAGAUGAGCUGAAUAUCGAGGCCAAGGACAGGAUCCCGGUUUCCUACAAGCGAACAGGAUUCUUUGGAAAUGCCCUGUACUCCGUGGGGAUGACGGCGGUGGGCCUGGCCAUCCUGUGGUAUGUUUUCCGUCUGGCCGGGAUGACUGGAAGGGAAGGUGGAUUCAGUGCUUUUAAUCAGCUUAAAAUGGCUCGUUUCACGAUUGUGGAUGGGAAGAUGGGGAAAGGAGUCAGCUUCAAAGAUGUGGCAGGAAUGCACGAAGCCAAACUGGAAGUCCGCGAGUUUGUGGAUUAUCUGAAGAGCCCAGAACGCUUCCUCCAGCUUGGCGCCAAGGUCCCAAAAGGCGCACUGCUGCUUGGCCCCCCCGGCUGUGGGAAGACACUGCUAGCCAAGGCGGUGGCCACGGAGGCUCAGGUGCCCUUCCUGGCAAUGGCCGGCCCAGAGUUCGUGGAGGUCAUUGGAGGCCUCGGCGCUGCCCGUGUGCGGAGCCUCUUCAAGGAAGCCCGAGCCCGGGCCCCCUGCAUCGUCUACAUCGAUGAGAUCGACGCAGUGGGCAAGAAGCGCUCCACCACCAUGUCCGGCUUCUCCAACACGGAGGAGGAGCAGACGCUCAACCAGCUUCUGGUAGAAAUGGAUGGUGCGUCUCUUGACCAGGUGCCCUCCCAGGGGACCACGAGGAAGCUCAGAGGAGAGACCCCUGCCUGCUCCUGGCUCACGGAGCCCACAGGGCCACGGAGGGCAAUGUCGUUCGCUCUGCCAGGGUUGCCUUUUGCACUGAAGACAGAGACCACCUUUUUGAGUGACUUGAGCCCAAAGGCAAGCAUAUAUCAAACGAUCUUCUCCACAUAACCUCUCUGUGCUAUCAUAAGAAUAGCUGCUUCCGCCCCCGGAUUUGCUCAGGCCCGGGAAUCCGCUGACUGAAGGCCUCUUGUUGAGUGCCAGCUCUAAACAAGUCCCUUUAUGCAGAGCCACAGCUGUGCGUGCUCAGCCCUGCCGAGGUCCCAGGCCAGGCUUUGUUGCUUCCGUUCAUGGAAGUGCACAGGAUGGGGCUGACGCUGUGCCGGUCGUGGGAAAAUCUCACUGGGGAAGAGAAAAGCCCCAGCCUUGUUGGUUACGUCAGCUGGUCCAUGGCGGUGUCCUUCCCAGAGCCCCCUGGGAAGGGCGCAAGUCAGAGAGCACUGGAGGCACCACCAGCGAUGGAUGUCCAGGUCCCGGCUCCUGUGCUAGAAAGCAUUGAUGGGGAGUGUCAGCACUGACCACACGCGGGAGCUGCGGAUGCCCAGCAGUUCACACAGGCCUCCCUUCAACGUAGUCAUCCCCUGGUGGUGGAAGCCAAGACGACGGCCCCUGACGUGCAGCCACACACGGAAAAGGCUGCUGUGAACAUUUUAUGCUUCGACUUUUUUUUUCUUCAGAGAUAAGGUGUCAUUCUGUCACCCAGGCUGAAGUGCAGUGCCACCAUCAUAGCUCACUGCAGCCUCCACCUCCUAGGCUCAAGCAGCCAUCCUGCCUCAGCUUCCUAAGUAGUUGGGACUCAAGGCUUGAGCCACCAUGCGAGGCUCUGUUUUUUCAGUCUGUGAAAAAUAAAGUCAUCAGCAUGUGAGCUUGGCAGUGCUUGCCGUGGGCUGUUUCAGGUCCAGGCUCCCAGUGUCUGGGCAGUGAAUGAGGUCCUGGGAAGCCGGGGUCCUGGUCCUGGUCCCAGUGUGACCCGGGGACACCCCUAUCUCUGUCCUUAAUGUGGCAGUGAAUGUAUCAAGCACGCUCUGCCCUGGGAGCCGUGGACUGCCUGCCAGGUGGGUAGAUGGGUGCUGGCAGAGGGAGAAGCUGAGGCCCAGCAGGAGCUGGCCGUCUGACUCACAACUCACGCCUGUCAACUGCCCCUGUCCUCCCCUGGGGGUUGUGAGCACUGCUGAGCCCUGGGUGACUCUGGUGUGGCCAGGCUGGAGCGCAGAGAACCGCACUUGGGGUUCAGAGUAUGUUCUCCCACUCAGAAGCAUUGGCUCUGCCAGGAGUGGGAUGGGGGUGCAGCUUUUUUCCCCAUUUUAGACCUCAGGUUGGAAGGUUGCACUCAGGUGAGAGCAGCCGCUUCGGGUUGGGCGUCUUGUGCUGUCCUGGUGCAUUGAGACAUCCCUCAAAGAAAGCACGAGUACCCUCCACGCCCACAUAGCCAGGGCAUCCACUGUCACCCACUCGAUGUGGAAGUCCUGUUGGUAAAAUCUUGACAAGAGCCAUUUAGAGAGCACUAGGGGAAAUUCUCCCAGGUCCAAGCCAGAAUGGACAGUGAGCCUGGGGGAUGGAUGGACAGGAGGAGGCCUGGGCUUCUGGGCUCUCCAGGCAGGGAGGGGCUGGCAGUGUGGCUUAUUCCCACUUGAGUCAGCUCUUGAGCACUUGCUCAUGGCCCAGAGGUGAUGCUGCUGUUCCCGCCCUCUGUCCUCUCAGAGGAAGUGGUGCUGGUUCAAGGGUCUCAGGCUCUGAGCGGGAGAGCGGGGUCAGGUCUAGCUUCUGUCUGUGGCUUGCUCCCUGUGGUGCCGCCUCUGCCUGCUCUGCCAUCCUCCACAUGCACCUCCAACAGGGAAUGGAAGGAGCCUCUGACCCAAAAACAUCCACCAAACUGUCGGGUCCUGCGGCAAGUUGAGGGCCUCUCAGGGGUCCUGUCUGGGGCCCUCUGGAAAGUGAGGCUGUGGCAGCCGGUCCUUUAUCCUGAGUUUGGUUGCUUGUUUUUUUGGACAAUGUCUUAGGUCCCAGGGAUGGUGGACCAGCAGGCAGCCCCGAACACUGAGGAUACUGUGGGAAACCCAGGCAGGAGCUAAGGGGUGGGAGCUCGAGGCCCGAGGGGGCAUUUUCUCAGCGGGUGUCUUGACUGAGUUCUGAGUGUUUUCCAGGGCUCUGAACACAGCCCUGUUUUGGACAUGUGGUUUACGCAUUCUCUCUCCAUGUGUCCCUUGUCCUUUCACCCUCUAACAGGGAACAGCAAAAGCUGCUCAUUUUGAUAAAGUGCAGUUUAUCAAUUUUUGCUUUUAUAGAUCUUGUUUUUACUGUGAAGUCUAAGAAGUGUUUGCCCGCCGGGCAUGGUGGAUCACCUGAGGUCAGAAGUUCAAGACCAGCCUGGCCAAUAUGGAGAAACCCUGUCUCUCCUAAAAAUACAAAAUUAGCCGGGCAUGGUGGCGUGUACCUGUAAUCCCAGCUACUCGGGAGGCUGAGGCAGGAGAAUUGCUUGAACCCGGGAGGCGGAGGUUGCAGUGAGCUGAGAUUGCGCCAUUGCACUCCAGCCUGGGCAAAAAAGAGCGAAACUCCGUCUCAAAAAAACAAACAAAUAAAAGAACUGUUUGCCUAUUCCUAGAUCCUAAAGAUUUUCUCCUGUGGGUUUCUUUUUUCUUUUCUUUGAGACAGAGUUUUGCUCUGUCACCCAGGCUGGAGUGCAGUGGUGUGAUCAUGAAUCACUGCAACCUCAGCCUCUGGGACUCAAGCCAUAGCUCCCACCUCAGCCUCCUGAGUAGCUCAGACCACAGGUGUGUGCACCAACAUGCCUGGCUAAUUAAAAAAGAAUUUUUUUUGUGGAGUUGGGAUCUCACCUUGUUGCCUAGCCUGCUCUUGAACUCCUGGGCUCAAAUGAUCUUUUCACCUCAGCUCCUCAAAGUGUGGGGAAUACAGGUGUGAGCCCCCAUGCCUGGCCUCUUAUGGGUUUCUUAUAGAAGUUUUAGAUUUAAUCCAUGAUCUUUAAGUUAACGUCUACAUGAAGUGGGAGGUUUGGUCAGGUUCAUUUUCUGCCUGUGGAAAAGUGCUCCAGCCCCACUGGUGUGAAAUGCUGUCUUCUCUCCAAGUUGUGCUUGCACCUUUGCCGGAGCUCCGGUGGAUGUGGGGGUCUGUGCUGACUCUGUGAGUCUGUCCUUCCGCACACAACUGGUCUCUCGCUUACGUGAGAUGAGAGCAGGUGGAGUGGUUCCUCCCACUUUGUUCUUUACCAGAAUUGUUUCAUCUCUUCCUUUGCCUUUUCCUAUAAUUUUUAGAAUAAGCUUGUUCCUAUCUACGAAAGUAUCUUGCUGAGAUUUUAAUAGGAACACACACCUCAUAGGAGAGCUAGAGUAAAGAGCAGUGACUGGCCCGGAUCUGGGCCAUACCUGUGAUCCCAGCACUUUGCGGGUCUGAGUUGGAAGCAUUACUUUAGCCCGGGAGUUUGAUACCAGCCUGAGCAACAUAGUGAGAUUCUGUCUCUAAAAAAAAUGUGAAAAUUAGCUGGCAGUGGUGGUGCACACCUGCAGUCUUAGCUGCUCAGAAGACUGAGGUGGGAGGAUCACUUGAGCCUGGCAGUUCGAGGCUACAGGGAGCCGUGGUCACCCCACUGCACUCCAGCCUGGGCGACAGGGCGAGACCCCAUCUCAAAAACAAAACUCAAAAAACAGUGACAACACCACACGCUGCUGAGGAUGCAAAGAAACCAGAUCCCUUGUACGCUGCUGAAGGGGGUGUGACGUGGUGCAGCCUCACUGGGAAACAGUUUGGCAGUUUCUUAAAAAACUAAACGUGUGCUCACCACAUGACCCCGCGUCCACCCUCCUGGGUGCCCAUCCCAGGAAAGCAAAGACUUAGGCUCACAUGAAAUGCCUGGGCGCCGACGCUCAUUUACCUGUAAGAGCUAAAAACUGGAAGCAACGCAGGUGUCAUUCAGAGGCUGAGAGCUGAAACUGGUGUAUCCUUAUCAUGGUGUUCUAUGCAGCGAUAGAAAGCUGAAACUGGUGUAUCCUUAUCAUGGUGUUCUACGCAGAAAUAGAAGAGCUGAAACUGGUGUAUCCUUAUCAUGGUGUUCUACGCAGCGAUAGAAAGCUGAAACUGGUGUAUCCUUAUCAUGGUGUUCUACGCAGCGAUAGAAAGCUGAAACUGGUGUAUCCUUAUCAUGGUGUUCUACGCAGCAGUAGAAGGAAACUUUCUUCCCGCAGCAACAAGGAAAUGACGCCGAGUGAGAAGAGCCAGGCUUAGUAUCAUAUGACUCCACUUGUAUGAAAUUGUCAAAAUAACAAAAUUCUAGGGAUGGAGAACAGGUUACUGGUUGUCAGCAGUUAGGGGAGGUCUGCAGGGAGGAGGGAUGCCUCUGGGGCGGGCGGUUCUGUGUCUUGAUGGGAGAUGUUGGUUACGUGAACGUGUGUGUGACACAGGUGUCCAUCUGUGGAGCACACACAGGUGAGAGCACAUAGGAGUGGGGGUGUCUGAGCGGGGGCCUGGCGUUUCCGCGUCAGUCUCCUGGCUUUGCCUUUGUUUUGCAGCUACUGAACACGCAGCUGCGGGGGACCAGGGCCAAAGGGUGUUUUUGCAAUUUCUUGUGUAUCUGUUACUCUCAGAAUACAAAACUUAAAAAGUCAAACCAGGGAUCCAAUCCCAGGAAGUCCGUAUCCUGAAACCACAUGUCCCUGACACAUAGCGGCCCGGUGGGGAGCACGUGCCCCGCAGGGUGGCUGGGCUCUGCUGAAGGCCGAGCUGUGCUUGAACCCGGCGCCGCCCCCCUCUAGGAGCUCACACUGCACCUGUUUGGCCUGGCUGCUGUUUUUCCUUGAGACCAAUGUUCCUAUUACUUUUCCCAUUUUUUUCACUGUUUAUACAAUCUUUCAGAAUUCUGUAUCCACAGCCCUAGCCUCUGCAAGGAAGGCGCUCCACGACACUGAGCAGUAAGCCUUGGCAGGCCUUCCAGACAGCUCUGGAGGGGCCAGCUCGGGUCCCAGUCCCCACCCUCCCCAGCCUCUUGUUCCCUGUGUCAUAGUGAGACAAGGCACCUGUGCUUCUGCUGCCUGUUUUUGUUUGUGAGUUUAUUUGAAAAGUCACCAUCAUUUUAAGGCACUGCCUUUGCCUUGGCGAGGUGGCUCUCUUGUGACCUCCCUUCUAGAAAUGUGACGAGGACUCAGCAUCCUUAUCACAUUCUGACAUGUGGAACCAGGGAGAAUGGUUGUGUCUUUCAAAGUUCGUUUGAAAUUCGGGAGCGAUUUGCUUGGGAGUGGGGUGUGGCUUGGACUGAGCUGCUGUGCAGACCUGGCGGCUGCGGCUUAGGCUCAGGACAGUGGCCCUGGAGAAGCUGGUCAGGCCCCUCCCCUCAGCCCCCUCAGAGCGUUCAAGGUCCUGUCCUAAGAACAUGGGGUUGCAGGAGACAGGGUCUCGCUCCAUUGCACAGGCUGGAGUGUAGGGUCAUGAUCAUAGCUCACUGCAGCCUUCACCUCCUGGGCUCACAUGGUCCUCUCACCUCGGCCUCCCAACGUGCUGGGAUUAUUAAGGGUUUCUUGAAUUAGUCAUGGUAGAUCUGCUCUUACAUUAGUUGCGGUAGGUCCUGUUCUUUAGUCAUGGUAGAUCCUGUUCUUUUUUUUGAGACGGAGUCUUGCUCUGUCGCCCAGGCUGGAGUGCAGUGGCAUGGCUCACUGCGACCUCUGCCUCCUGGGUUCAAGUGAUUCUACUGCCUCAGCCUCUCUAGUAGCUGGGACUACAGGCGCAUGCCACCACGCUCAGCUAAUUUUUUGUAUUUUUAGUAGAGAUGGGGUUUCACUGUGUUAGCCGGGAUGGUCUUGUUCUCCUGACCUCGUGAUCCGCCCGCCUCGGCCUCCCAAAGUGCUGGGAUUACAGGCGUGAGCCACCGCGCCCGGCUAGAUCCUGUUCUUACAUUAGUCAUGGUGGGUCCUGUUCUUACAUUAGUCAAGGUAGGUCUUGUCACAUCUUUGCUUUUAACACUGUUUAUUGUGGACCUUUUCCUUUUUUUUUUUUUUUUUUUUUUUUGAGAGUCUCACUCUGUCGCCCAGGCUGGAGUACAGUGACACAAUCUCGGUUCACUGUAACCUCCGCCUCCUGGUUCAAGCGAUUCUCCUGCCUCAGUCUACCGAGUAGCUGGGACUACAGGCACGCACCACACCCAGCUAAUUUUUGUAUUUUAGUAGAGACGAGGUUUCACCCUUUUGGCCAGGAUGGCCUAGGACUCCUGACCUUAGGUGAUCCACCUGCCUCAGCUUCCCAAAGUGCUGGGAUUACAGGCGUGAGCCACCGCGCCUGGCCACCAGUGGAUUCUUUUUUUUUUUUUUUCCAGACGGAGUCUUGCCCUGUAGCCCAGGCUGGAGUGCAGUGGUGUCAUCUUGGCUCACUGCAACCUCUGCCUCCCAGGUUCAAACAAUUCUCCUGCCUCAGCCUCCUGAGUAGCUGGGAUUACAGGUGCACGCCACCGCACCUGGCUAAUUUUUCGUAUCUUUUGUGGGAUUUCACCAUUUUGGCCAGUCUGGUCUUGGACUCCUGGCCUCGUGAUCUGCCUGCCUCAGCCUCCCAAAGUUCUGGGACUACAGGCGUGAGCCACUGCACCCAGUGGACUGGAUUCUUUUAAAGCAAACCCAUAGUUUUGAAUCUUAUAUGUUCUGAGUACAUUUCUUUAAAUUCAGAGAAAUAUCACAGCAUCAUAACACCUGAAUGUUCUUACAAGCAUCUAGUCAGGUGUUCCCAGCAGCUUCAUAAAUCUCGUUUCGCAGUUGAUUUAUUCACAUCAAGGGCCAGUCAAGGUUCACAUACACCAGGGAUCAGUGAUCGAUCGUUUCUGGACUCACUUUUAAAUUCUCUGAUGACAAACCUCAAGCCUGAAACCCAGGGCCUAAGGCCAGGCAUUGAAGAUAAAAUGUUUCCAAGUCACAGCCUAAAGCGAGGUGUUAGCUAAAAUGUUACAAAGUCACAAUAAUAAUGACAGGGUGGUGGGGGCGGGGUGGCUGUUAGGACCGACUCCCAGAUGGCACCGUGGGACAGGGAGACACUCCAGGAUGCUGUGGGAGCUCCAGGAGGGCCUUGGACAGUUCUGCCUCAGUAGCCAGCCCUAGGGACGGCGUUGCUGUUUUCACUUGUCAAAAUAGGCAAAUUCCUGUUCCUCCUGGUGAUGUUGGCUGGGAGCGAUGGGGAUCACGGCUCCUAGUUCAGAAGGACCGGGCUGUUCCUUUCUCUCUGGGCCUUGGGGGGGGGGGUCUCUCUCCCUCCUGUAUGCUGAAGGGGAACCUGCAGGGGAAAUCUGUUGUGUGAGGACCCCCACCCUCGGGGCCACUGUCUGCUCUG